ACGUGGGUCUAUCUUCCUCUCAAGGGUGUCCCUCAACCUCAAGCCUCAAGCACUCCAUAAUCGCCACUCAUUUCCGUUAAGCAGAGCAACAAGCCAAAUCCUCUCUCAACUUCCUUCACCCUCAUCAACAAUGCUCUCUUCCACAUUCUUCUCUUUCUUUCUUCACCACCACCUCCUUCCUCUCUUCUUCUUCUUCUUCUUCUUCUUCUUCUUCCCUGACCCCUUUCCUAUUUCUAUUCCAAAUCUCACAAUCCUCUGUAUGAGACAUGAAUCCUUCUUGCAGACUCUCUUCCUCCAAACACACCGCUCCUCCACUGCCCUUUCUUCUCCGAAAUUGCCACAACACUCCAGCUUUUCCUUUCAAGCCUCUACUGUCACCGCCAAGGCCGUCAUUCGCCCUUCUUCGCAUUAACAACUCCAAACUCUCACACUCAUUUGCCACUCUAUCCUCUUUCGCCGAAGCCGAAGGCGAAGAGAAACAGAAGCAGGAAAUUCAGCUCAAUGGGCAGCAUCAGGUGAACGACGACGAAGACGACGAUCACUUGCCUGGAAUUGCUCAAGUCUUCCACAUAUCUUCCAGCGCUGCUUACGGGAUCUCGAUAUGCAUAGCAUUUGCUGCUCUUGCUUCUCCUUUCUUCAUGAAAUCCGUAGGCCAGGGAUUGGCCUUGAGGACUAAAUUGCUAUCUUAUGUUACCCUUCUCUUUGGGUUUUACAUGGCUUGGAAUAUCGGCGCCAAUGACGUGGCGAAUGCGAUGGGAACUUCGGUGGGAUCCGGCGCGCUGACGCUCCGGCAGGCUGUGUUGACGGCGGGAGUGCUGGAGUUUACAGGGGCGUUGUUGAUGGGGACGCACGUGACCAGCACGAUGCAGAAGGGAAUUCUGGUGACUAACGUGUCAGGGAAAGACACCCUUCUCCUAGCUGGAUUGCUCUCUUCGCUUGCCGCUGCUGGUUCUUGGUUACAGGUUGCAUCUUAUUUUGGUUGGCCAGUGUCUACUACUCACUGUAUUGUAGGAGCUAUGGUGGGAUUUGGUCUAGCCUAUGGAGGAUCUGGAGCAGUUUUCUGGGGAUCCCUGGCAAAGGUGACUUCUUCAUGGGUUAUCUCUCCAAUAAUGGGAGCAGCCGUGUCAUUUCUUGUCUACAAAUGUAUACGAAGGUUUGUAUACAGUGCCCAAAAUCCAGGACAAGCAGCCGCUGCUGCAGCACCAAUUGCUGUAUUUUUGGGUGUAACUGGGAUUUCUUUUGCGGCCUUCCCUCUCAGCAAGAGCAUUCCUACGGCUCUGGCUCAGGCUUUAGCCUGUGGAACUGCUGGUGCUUUUGUAGUCAACAGAAUCAUCAGAAAGCAACUUGGUCAUCUACUGGUCAAGCUUACUACUACCCCACAGCCUGAGCCAGAAGAGGACACUGCUCACAAAAGCAUAGGGUUUCUCUCUGAUGUUGCAGGUCCAAAGGGUACCCAGCUGAAAAUAGUUUAUGGGGUCUUUGGAUACAUGCAGGUUCUCUCUGCAUGCUUCAUGUCAUUUGCUCAUGGUGGGAAUGAUGUCUCCAAUGCCAUCGGUCCUUUGGCGGCUGCAUUGGCUAUUCUUCAAGGCAAUGUCACAGGAACUGAGAUUGUUAUUCCGACCGAUGUUUUAGCAUGGGGUGGAUUUGGAAUUGUAGCAGGGCUUAUGAUGUGGGGUUAUAGAGUCAUAGCCACAAUAGGAAAGAAAAUAACAGAACUCACACCGACCAGAGGAUUUGCAGCUGAGUUUGCUGCUGCCUCUGUGGUUCUGUUUGCUUCAAAGCUAGGGCUGCCCAUCUCAGCAACCCAUACUCUAGUUGGUGCAGUAAUGGGGGUGGGAUUUGCAAGGGGUCUUAACAGUGUUAGAUCAGAAACUGUGAAGGAGAUUGUGGCUUCAUGGGCCGUAACUAUUCCUAUUGGUGCUUUUCUAAGCGUGCUCUAUACCUGGAUUUUGACCAAGCUUUUGUCUUAUAUUUUGUGAGAGUAACUUCCAAGAUAUGAAGGACAGCUUAUGUGCGUGACCGCUUGAAGUGCAGGCGUAUUGUGGCACAGAUUGGAGAAGAGGAUAAUGGGGCAGUAGAUGUGUUCUGAACGAUGAGGCUCCUUAUGACUCAUUUGUUGGGAAAGGGUACAUAUCAAGUUUCAGAUCAUUAGUCAAUACCUAAGACUGGCAAGCUCAGUUCCUCUCGGAUUGAAGAAACUAUUUGCUGCAGCCUGCAGCAUUUUAGGACAAUGUAUCCGACCAAAGUUCAUCAACAGUAGCAAACUUCAGGAGUUUGAAUAUCCAGGCCUGUCUAUUGUGAAAACCCAUGGUUCACUUGGAGCAACCAUUUGUAAUUAACAGUGCUCCCCCCUCCUCGAAAAAAGAAAAAAAAAAAGAAAACCCUUUAUUCCAAGUCUCUGAUUAAUGAUAAAAAAAAAUCUUCAGUAGUAGAAGUGGACUAAGAUCCUCUGAAGUCUGCUAUCUGAAUUUUGAUGAAGUUGGGAACAUCAUAGCCGUCAACUAAAUCAGCUAGAGAAUUAUGUCAUUUAAUAAUUGAAAUACUAUGUCUUAAAGUUUCUUUUUUCUGA
This is a messenger RNA of Prosopis cineraria, 2569 nucleotides long. RefSeq names its product inorganic phosphate transporter 2-1, chloroplastic-like. Gene Ontology annotation, biological process: phosphate ion transmembrane transport. NCBI's taxonomy places the organism in Eukaryota, Viridiplantae, Streptophyta, Magnoliopsida, Fabales, Fabaceae. Gene Ontology annotation, molecular function: phosphate transmembrane transporter activity. The record is from RefSeq and is a predicted model, not a curated record. Gene Ontology annotation, cellular component: membrane.